Messenger RNA from Paramecium pentaurelia, 1470 nucleotides. The record is from the annotation of a GenBank genome assembly. Lineage: Eukaryota; Ciliophora; Oligohymenophorea; Peniculida; Parameciidae.
AUGUUUGCUGUAAAAUAUUCUUCUGUUCAAAUUAUUUUUGAUUAUUUUCAUUUGUAAGAAUUAUUUCCAAAUGUUUUUGGGGCUAUUCAGAUCUACAAAAAUUUGAUAAUUCAUAUCCUCCUGCCUUUAAUUGAGAAAUCCAUGGUUGAUUUUCAAAGUCUGAAAUAUUUCUCAGGAAAAAUCAGAUAUUUCCAUAUGUGGUAUAUUUUUAAUGUAGAAUAGAUGCACAUACAGAAUUAAAUCUAUUUGUAGAUGAUCCUAAAAUUUAAUGUUAUUAUUUAAUAAAUGAUUUUGAUACCAAAUCAUUUAAAGAAAAAGAAAAAUAUAAUUCUUAUUUCUAAACUCAGGAGUAAAUUGAUAAUCCUGUUAGGUUUAUUGAGGAUGAGGUUAAUUAAAGAACUGAAAAUAUUCGAUAAUAAUUUAUAGAGUAAUAUAGUCAGAAACUAACAGAGAAUGUAAAUAAUAAUUUAAAUUUGAUUCUUUCAAAAUUUUCAAUCAUAAAAGAUAAAACUAUUGAAAAAUUCAAAAGCUAUCUAGUUCUUCAUCUAAUUAAAAAAUCUUUAAGAUGCUACCAAGAUUUCACAUCAAAUAGAAAUAAAAUAUUUGGUAGGAAGUUAAAGUAAUGAAGAUUUAGAUAAUAUAUAGGAUAAAUUUAAGGACAUUUUUUUUAAUUCAAAUGAUCAUUGUAAAAUAGAUGAAUAAUUGUUAAAAGCAAGCAAAUGAUCAUAGAAUAUACAUUUUGUCAAAUUUUGUUUCAGGAUUCAUCACUUGAAGUAAAAGAAUAAAAUAUUUAACUUGGACAUUUACAGGUUUCAAUUAAUUUUAUUGAAUAGUAAAUUUAAAAAAUAAGAUAUAUGUCGAACUAGGAGAUGAUAUAGAUGUAAAUAAAGUUGGUCAUAAUCAUUAAUGAAGAAAUGAGCAUUUAAUAAGAAGUAUGGCUGUAUUCUUGUAGAUCAGAAGCCUUUUUUGUAUUCAUGCGAAGAGAUUUAAAAUAAAUUCUAAGUUUAGGAUUUUAAUUCAGAUGAUAGAAUUUAAAUGAAAUAAAUUAGGAAUAUGUAUUAAGAUUGGGAUAUUCCUUAGCAAUAUGAUGAUAAAAAUGCUAAUACUAAGAAUAAUGUAAUAUGGAGUAGUAUUGAUCAAAUUAUUAAAAUAAUCGAUUUGGAAGGGAUGGAAGAAGAUUUACUUUUAAUGAAAAACAAGGUGAUUUUUUAGGAAAACUAUCAUUAUGUUGUUUUAUUAGAUUAUUCUGGAUCUAUGUCAGAAAAUAGAUUUAAUCGAGCAUAAAUAAAAUAAUUUCAUUUUUAUCAUCAGCAUAACAGAAUUAGAAUAUCGAGUUGCCAUCAUAAUCUUCAAAUAUAAAGCUAGAUGUGUGGUAGACUUUUAACAUAUAGACAUGCAAACUAUAAACAUUGUCGUAGUAUGUAAUGGAGAAAGUACUAGCUUUUAAAGUGCCUUCUAAGUAGCUUAUGA